This is a messenger RNA of Aspergillus glaucus CBS 516.65, 663 nucleotides long. RefSeq lists its product as uncharacterized. The coding region runs from base 1 to 663 and encodes 220 amino acids. Lineage: Eukaryota; Fungi; Ascomycota; Eurotiomycetes; Eurotiales; Aspergillaceae. The record is from RefSeq and is a predicted model, not a curated record. The transcript is spliced from 4 exons.
AUGGAUGUGGCACUCUACCGGCCAAAUCGCGUCCGUUUGGUUUCGCAGCUCGAGGAAAAGCUCGGGUUGAAGGAUGCCCCGAUUCCUGCGCUGUCAAGAGCCAUAUUGUGGUUGUGCGAUCUGGACCGUCUACAGGAGAUGGUGAGCAACCCUGACACUGAGGCCCUUCAGUUGCAAAUACUCUCUCCGCACAGGACUUUCAAGGUGAAGCGUAUCUUCAAGAAUGGUGAAGAACUAGACGACGAGCGCCAGAAAGACAGAUGGAGCAGAUACCCCCGAAAGGAUCAUAAAGCCAUGAGAAGAGCGGAGGCUAAGAGCUUCUCAUGGGAUGACGGAAGAUGCUUUAUGGAGCGUACUGGUGCCUUUCUCGAGUCUACUUAUAUUUUCGGUGAUGAUGACGCCUACGGGUUUGCAUUCUGGGAUUUGGUUUCCUGUUGCGUAUCGGAUGCCAAGGUCAACGCGUGGAGAGAGACAGUCGAACGGGGAAGCCUCACGCAACGGUAUGACAACAUCAUAACGACGUCCUCCAAUGCCCAUUUGUACUGGGACGCAGGGCUCUAUGCACUCAAACAUAUUGAGAUCUCCGAUGACCAGAAAACGAUGAAAGUGCAGUUCUUUUGGAAACCUCGCUACACCUGGGAGAAGAAGAGUCAAGCUGUAUGA